Anopheles coluzzii is the source of this 994-nucleotide messenger RNA. RefSeq names its product 60S ribosomal protein L7-like 1 (gene RpL7-like). Gene Ontology annotation, molecular function: RNA binding; structural constituent of ribosome. Gene Ontology annotation, cellular component: cytosolic large ribosomal subunit. Gene Ontology annotation, biological process: maturation of LSU-rRNA from tricistronic rRNA transcript (SSU-rRNA, 5.8S rRNA, LSU-rRNA). Lineage: Eukaryota; Metazoa; Arthropoda; Insecta; Diptera; Culicidae. The transcript has a single exon. The coding region runs from base 103 to 873 and encodes 256 amino acids. The record is from RefSeq and is a predicted model, not a curated record.
GUUUUGAUCGAUCCGCCUUCAUUGUUUGUGUGCUGAAGCCGAAACCACGUGGAAAGCAAGCCGCUGCGUUGUUUUGUGCCGAAAACCGUGAAAAAAUCAACCAUGGAACAGUACGCCGUACCCAACAAACUCCCGUCGGUGGAGGUGAACGUGCUUUCGCACUGGAAAGGACGUCUGCGGCGUUUGGCUCAGCGCACGGAACCGCACGCACAGCCCAAGAAGAAGCGUACCUCCUUCCGAAAGGUAAUCUCGUUCGUGUCCAAUGCCCGUCUCGCGGAGCGUGAUGCGAAACGCAUCAAGCGCAACUUCCUGAAGCACGGCGUAGUGCCGAGACGCACGACCGAGUACAAAGCAAACGAGCUGGUGCUAGUGCUGCGCCACCGUGGCAAGAAACUAAUCCCCAACAAGGAGGUGAUGAAGACGUUCGUCCGGCUGGGCUUACAGCACCAGCGUUCGGCUACACUGCACCGCCUGACGCCGGAGAUCAUCGCACAGCUGAAGGUGGUGGAGCCGUUUGUCAUCUGGGGCUAUCCAAACAUCAGCGUCGUCCGGGAGCUGCUCUACAAGUACGUCCGACUGCGCUGCCGCCAGACCGGCGUCGAAUCGAAGAAGCCUGUGCCGCUGACGUCGAACAAGCAGGUAGAGGAUCUGUUCGGCUCGAUCGGUAUGCUGUGCGUGGAUGAUUUGGUGCACGAAAUCAUGACGGUCGGGCCGCACUUUGAUGCCAUCCGGGAAACGCUGCGAAGUUUCAUGCUGAAAGACCCCGCCGGUGGAUGGAAAAACCCACAGCACAAGGGAAAGCUGCGAUCAAUCGGUGGAGAGGCCGGUUUCCGGGGUGACGCUAUUAAUGAUCUGUUCCGGAAAAUCCUUUAAUGGAAAAAAGCGAAGGAUUUAGACUGGUAUCGUAUUAUUAAUAGGGGAAUCGUACAAUUUUGGGGAAACUGAGCGAUGUAUGGGAGUCACAAAACUGAAAUAAAAGAUGUGUUUAUACAUA